This is a messenger RNA of Prorocentrum cordatum, 492 nucleotides long. The record is from the annotation of a GenBank genome assembly. NCBI's taxonomy places the organism in Eukaryota, Dinophyceae, Prorocentrales, Prorocentraceae.
AUGGUGAGGAAGCCGGUCACCAAGGUCGAGGAGAUCAUUGUCGAAGUUCCCGUUGGGCUGCAGUGCGAGCUCUACGAGCAGGCUGGGCGCGUGAUCAGCAGGCGGGAGUACUCGGUUGGCGCUGAGGAGGAGAGCUUGUACAUGCAGGACAAAGGCCUCGGCGCCAUGACUGUGCCAUGGAAAAUCGAGCAGCAGGAACCUUGGGUGCGGGAGGCGCUGCUGUCAGAGCUGCACGAGCUGCGGCAGUCCAACGCCCUCCUGGCGCGGCAGAAUUCCUGGGUCGCGCAGGACCUCCGCGAGUACACGCGGCGGGUCGAGCUGCUGCGGGCAGACAUCGACCGUGAGCGGCGCGACACGCGCAGCAGGGACGGGGAGCAUCGGUGGAGCGGCACAGGCUCGCCGGUCGCCGCUGCCGCCCCGGCGGGGCAAGAGGCGGCGGAGCAGUCGAUCACCACCGAGCUCCCGAGCCCCGCCAGCCCGCUGCCCUGCUGA